GUAACAUCGGAUCACCUGCAUCCAAUCUCCUUGCCUUCUUCUCUCACAUUACUCCCUAGCACUUCUUUUCCCCCAUUUCUAUCUUCCCAAUUGUGGCAAUGACCACUAAAGUCGAUCAGCCCACCAAAGACCUGGUCGCCGAUGGUCGAUCCUCCCUUCAAGGGGUCACCUACCAUGCGGAGGACAUCGCGGAUGGUCAGGAGCCCUAUGGCCCACCCGGCAUCAAGGGUCUCAUCGCCAAUCCAUUUGUGCUCCUGUGUGCCGGAUGCUCAACCCUGGGAGGUCUGCUCUUUGGGUACGACCAGGGAGUGGUGUCCGUGAUUCUCGUGAUGGAUCAGUUCCUCCAGCGCUUCCCUGAAGUCGCCGACGGACACUCCGCGGCUGGGUUCUGGAAGGGGUUGAUGACGGCGAUGAUCGAGUUGGGGGCGCUCAUUGGUGCCUUGAACCAGGGAUGGAUCGCCGACAAGAUCUCGCGCCGUUAUUCCAUCAUCGUGGCAGUGAUCAUCUUCCUGAUCGGAUCGAUCUUGCAGACGGCGGCGGUGGACUAUGCCAUGCUGACUGUCGCUCGGUUGAUCGGUGGUCUGGGCAUCGGCAUGUUGUCCAUGGUGGCUCCCUUGUACAUCUCGGAAAUUAGUCCUCCGGAGUGUCGUGGUACCCUUUUGGUGCUGGAAGAGUUUUUUAUUGUGCUGGGGAUUGUCAUCGCAUACUGGAUCACGUAUGGCACUCGAUACAUGGCCGGGGAAUGGGCCUGGCGACUCCCCUUCUUACUUCAGAUGGUUCCUGCGGUGAUCCUGGCGGCUGGUGUGAUUGUUCUGCCCUUCUCCCCACGUUGGCUGGUGUCCAAGGGAAGAGAGGAAGAAGCCUUGCACAGUCUGUCGCGACUGCGGCAAUUGCCUGCCACGGACAAGCGCGUACGACGAGAGUUCAUGGACAUCAAGGCGGAAGUACGCUUCCACCAGGAGAUGAAUGCGCAGAAGCACCCCAAUCUUCAGGGUGGUGGGGUGAAGGACUCGCUGUUGUUGGAGAUGGCGUGCUGGGCCGAUUGCUUCAAGAGCGGGUGUUGGCGGAGAACCCAUAUCGGGGUCAUGCUGAUGUUCUUCCAACAGUUUGUGGGUAUCAACGCCCUCAUCUACUAUUCGCCCACCCUCUUUGAAACCAUGGGCCUCGACUAUGACAUGCAACUCCUCAUGUCUGGCAUUCUCAACAUUACGCAGCUCGUCGGAGUGGCUACCACCAUCUGGACCAUGGACAGCAUCGGCCGUCGACCUUUGCUUCUCUGGGGCGCAGCGAUUAUGGCCCUCUGCCACAUCAUCAUCUCCAUCCUGGUCAGUCUUUACUCCGACAACUGGCCUGCUCAUCGGGGACCUGGCUGGGCCAGCGUCGCCCUUCUCUUUGUGUAUAUGGUUGCCUUUGGAGGAUCGAUUGGCCCUGUGGGGUGGGCUAUGCCGUCUGAGAUCUUCCCCUCCUCCCUCCGCGCCAAGGGUGUGGCCUUGUCCACUUGCUCCAACUGGCUCAACAACUUCAUCAUUGGCCUGAUCACUCCCCCCUUGAUCGAAAACACCGGCUACGGUGCCUACGUGUUCUUCGCCGUCUUCUGUGUCCUCGCCUUCCUGUGGACCUUCUUCUUCGUCCCCGAAACCAAAGGUCGCACUCUGGAGCAAAUGGAUCAUAUCUUCAAGGACAACUCUAGUGAAGCUGAUCGAGAUCUCCGACGGGCGGUUGAGGCUCAGAUCCAACGGGAGGAAGAUAGUCAAGUGAUGUCUGUUUGAUGGCUCAUCAGCCCGACUGGUAGUCCUUUUCUGUGGUGCACGUCCACUGGUGGACUGGUGUGCUGCAGCUUCAAUUCUUA
Molecule: messenger RNA, 1849 nt
Organism: Aspergillus saccharolyticus JOP 1030-1
Lineage: Eukaryota; Fungi; Ascomycota; Eurotiomycetes; Eurotiales; Aspergillaceae
Product: sugar porter family MFS transporter
Exons: 5
Coding region: 99-1769 (556 amino acids)
Biological process (GO): carbohydrate transport; transmembrane transport
Cellular component (GO): membrane
Molecular function (GO): carbohydrate:proton symporter activity
Source: RefSeq, a predicted model, not a curated record